AUGUCGGCUGAUACGUCGGAUGUGGUAACAUCGAAAGAGCCUGCCAAGCAAGUAAACAUCUCGGAGACGAAAGAUGCAGAUUUGGAAUCAGAAGUGACUAGCCAAGAGCCCGGGACUUGGCGGUAUAAAUCGGACAGAGCGGAGCUUACUGAACUGACACCCGUUGAAGCUUUCACUUGGAAUGUAGAGGGCGAUCAGUCUCCUUUCCCCGAAGUCGCGGCUUGUGUAUCGAACAAAGAUGACCCAAGUAUUUCCUGCAAUACCUUUCGGGCCUGGAUAUUAAUGACGAUCUUUGUCAUCAUCUUUUCUGGAGUUAACCAGUUCUUCGGAUUGCGAUAUCCCUCGCUUUCAAUUGGAUAUGUUGUUGCUCAAAUUUUGGUGUUCCCUAUUGGUAGAGCAUGGGAAAAGCUUCCUAGGUGGAGAGUUCCGUUGGGGAAGCUGUCCUUUGACAUCAACCCAGGAAAGUUCACCAUCAAGGAGCACGCAUUCAUUGUUAUUUGUGUCAAUAUUAGCGCUUCCACAGCCUAUGCUCAAGGCUCUCUGGUCGCCAUCAUCAGUCCGGUAUAUUGGAACCGCGACUUUGGAGCUGGAUUUUCCUUUCUUUACCUUUUGACAACACAGAUGAUCGGCUUCGGAUUGACUGGCCUUGCUCGCAGGUGGAUUGUUUAUCCUGCUGCCCUAGUCUGGCCUACCUCCCUGUCAUCGACCGUUCUAUUCCGUGCGCUACACGAGCCUGAAAGUCGCACAGCGGCCAACGGCUGGACUAUCUCCCGUUAUUCAUUCUUUGCCUACGUCACAGCCUUCGGAUUUGUCGUGUUCUGGUUCCCGGAUUAUAUCUGGACAAGUCUAAGCACGUUUGCAUUCAUCACAUGGAUUUUCCCGAACAACCAAAAAGUGAACACGCUAUUUGGGAUGAACUCCGGCUUGGGCCUGCUGCCCAUCAGCCUUGACUGGACGCAGAUCAAUUAUGCGGGUUACCCGCUCAUGACGCCUUUUUACAUCACCUGCAAUGCAUUUGCAGUUGUCGUGUUGUUCUAUUUCUUCCUGUCCCCGAUUUUGUACUAUGCAAACAUAUGGUACAGUGCCUAUCUUCCGCUCCUCUCAUCAAGCACAUUCGACAAUACAGCAAGCUCAUAUAAUGUGUCACGCGUGGUCGACGCCAAUUUGAAUUUCGUUGAGAGUAACUACAAGGAGUACUCUCCGAUGUAUAUUUCCAUGGCAUACUCCCUCACGUACGGGCUAUCAUUCGCUGCAGUCACUGCGAUAGUGCUACAUACAUACCUCUACAACGGCUCUGAAAUCUGGGCUCGCUUCAAGGAUUCGAGACACGGUGGUGAAGACAUCCAUCGACGACUGAUGAGAGCCUAUAAGGAAGUUCCAGACUGGUGGUAUGGUGUUCUUACCGUGAUAGUAUUGGGCCUGGGUAUUUUGACAAUCAAAAAUUGGGACACCGAGCUGCCGGUCUGGGGAUUCAUAGUGGUAUGCUUUGGCAUGGCAGUUCUUCUGAUCCUGCCUGAAGGCAUCCUUCAGGGAACCACGAAUCAGCGUGUCUUCCUUAACAUCAUAACGGAGUUGAUCGCUGGUUACGCAUGGCCCGGAAAAGCGAUCGCUAAUAUGAUGGUGAAGUGUUACGGCUACAACUCAGUCAAGCAUGGCAUGGACUUUGCACAGGACUUGAAACUUGGACAAUAUAUGAAAAUCCCUCCUCGUGUUCUGUUCUUUGGUCAGAUCUACGCUAGUAUUCUAGCGACCGCAACCCAGACUGGAGUGCUGCGAUGGAUGCUUGGACAUAUCACAGACUUGUGUGAAUCAAGCAACACCCAGCGCUUCACUUGUAACGGAGCCAAAGUAAUGUAUAAUGCCUCCUUGAUUUGGGGGACCAUUGGCCCGCAGCGAAUGUUCCAGUCUGGCCAGGUGUACAACGGCCUUGUCUAUUUCUUCCUGAUCGGACCCGUUGUCACUGGAAUUGUCUAUCUUAUUUAUCGUCGCUAUCCCAACAGCUGGGUCCGCUACAUCAAUGUUCCCAUUUUUUUCAACGCAGCUGGCAAUAUCCCUCCUGCAAAUACUACUCAAUAUUCGCUCUGGUUCAUAGUCGGCUUUAUUUUCAACUACCUUAUCCGAAAGCGUGCAUUUGACUGGUGGAAGCGUUACAACUAUUUACUGCAAGCCGCCAUGGACACCGGUACAGCAAUCGCGACUAUCAUUAUCUUUUUCGCGCUGAGUUACCAUUCCAUUACGUUUAGUUGGUGGGGAAAUAACGUGGGAUCGAACACGGAUGAUGCAAACUCCGUCCCCUGGCUGACUGUUCCAGAGGGUGGCUACUUUGGAAAGGGACCAGGCCAAUUCUGA
Penicillium longicatenatum is the source of this 2349-nucleotide messenger RNA. RefSeq lists its product as uncharacterized. Bases 1 to 2349 code for a protein of 782 amino acids. Gene Ontology annotation, molecular function: oligopeptide transmembrane transporter activity. The transcript is spliced from 13 exons. The record is from RefSeq and is a predicted model, not a curated record. NCBI's taxonomy places the organism in Eukaryota, Fungi, Ascomycota, Eurotiomycetes, Eurotiales, Aspergillaceae. Gene Ontology annotation, biological process: transmembrane transport.